AUGAUUAUUCAUCAUUCGUUUACUCUUUGUUUAUUAGCUUUCAGUUACAAAGUUAACCUUACUAGAUUUGGUAUUGCUAUUAUGGCACUUCAUAACAUUUCUGAUCCUUUUUUAAAUUUAGCUAAAUUAUUUUACAGAUUGAAAAUGAAUGUGUUAAACUCAAUAUCAGGUUUUAUAUUUGCAAUUACUUUUAUCGUUCCAAGAUUAUACAUAUUUCCUUUUAUAGUUAUAAAACAAGCUUUUAAAUCAACUAUUAAUAACAAGGUUAUCAGAUGUGUUAUUUUAAGUUCUUUAAUAAUCUUACAAGUACUACAUGUUAUAUGGACAUCUAUGAUAGUAAAAAUUGCUUUUAGAAUGAUAAUUGGUUGA
Hepatospora eriocheir is the source of this 369-nucleotide messenger RNA. The record is from the annotation of a GenBank genome assembly. Lineage: Eukaryota; Fungi; Microsporidia; Hepatosporidae.